CUGGACUGUGUCCUCCUCCUCAGGGGGGAGUCUGGAGCCGGGAAAACCGUCAACACCAAGAGAGUCAUCCAGUACUUUGCUACCGUGGCCGCUCUGGGCGAGAACGUGAAAAAAGGAGGCUCUCUGGAGGACCAGAUCAUCGAGGCCAACCCGGCCAUGGAGGCCUUCGGAAACGCUAAAACCAUCCGAAACGACAACUCCUCCCGCUUUGGAAAGUUCAUAAGGAUUCACUUUGGGCCGACGGGGAAGCUGGCGUCAGCCGACAUCGAAAUCUAUCUUCUGGAAAAGUCCCGAGUGGUGUUCCAGCAGCCUGAGGAGAGGAGCUACCACAUCUACUACCAGAUUCUGUCCAGCCACAAACCCGAGCUGCAGGACAUGCUGCUGGUCUCCUCAAACCCCCACGACUACCACUUCUGCUCCCAGGGAGUGACCACGGUGCAGAGCAUGGACGAUGGGUACGAGCUGGACCUCACUGACCACGCCAUGGACACGCUGGGCUUCACCCCCGACGAGAAGUACGGCUGCUACAAGAUCGUUGGAGCCAUCAUGCACUUCGGCAACAUGAAGUUCAAGAAGAAGCAGCGAGAGGAGCAGGCGGAGGCCGACGGCACCGAGAGUGUGGACAAAGUGGCCUACCUGAUGGGCAUCAGCUCCGCCGACCUGCUGAAGGGCCUGCUCCACCCCAGGGUCAAAGUGGGCAACGAGUACAUCGUGAAAGGCCAGACCGUGGAGCAGGUUAACUCUGCAGUGGCAGCCCUGGCCAAGGCCAUCUAUGACCGCAUGUUUAAGUGGCUGGUGGGUCGCAUCAACCUGUCGCUGUACACCGCGCUGCCUCGCCAGUACUUCAUCGGAGUCCUGGACAUCGCCGGCUUUGAGAUCUUUGAGUUUAACAGCUUCGAGCAGCUGUGCAUCAACUUCACCAACGAGAAGCUGCAGCAGUACUUCAACCAUCACAUGUUCGUCCUGGAGCAGGAGGAGUACAAGACUGAGGGGAUCGAAUGGACCUUCAUAGACUUCGGUUUGGACUUACAGCCCUGCAUAGACCUCAUAGAGAAGCCAAUGGGGAUUUUGUCCAUCAUGGAGGAAGAGUGCAUGUUCCCCAAGGCCACAGACAACAGUUUGAAGACCAAGCUGUACGACCACCAUCUGGGGAAGUCCCCCAACUUCCAAAGGCCGCGACCCGACAAAAAGCGCAGAUACGAGACCCACUUCGAGGUGGUUCACUACGCCGGAGUGGUGAGUAUCAGAUGA
This is a messenger RNA of Menidia menidia (Atlantic silverside), 1251 nucleotides long. The record is from the annotation of a GenBank genome assembly. Lineage: Eukaryota; Metazoa; Chordata; Actinopteri; Atheriniformes; Atherinopsidae.